GGGGGGCGCGCCCCGGGCCCAGGCCCGGCCCCAGCCGCCGCUGCGGAGCCUGCCGGGAGCCCCCGGAGCGCGGCCACGGCGCAGCCGCCGCCAUGGCCCAGACGCUGCAGAUGGAGAUCCCGAACUUUGGCAACAGCAUUCUGGAGUGCCUCAACGAGCAGCGGCUGCAGGGCCUGUACUGUGAUGUGUCGGUGGUGGUCAAGGGCCACGCCUUCAAGGCCCAUCGGGCUGUGCUGGCCGCCAGCAGCUCCUACUUCCGGGACCUGUUCAACAGCAGCCGGAGCGCUGUGGUGGAGCUGCCGGCGGCCGUGCAGCCCCAGUCCUUCCAGCAGAUCCUCAGCUUCUGCUACACUGGCCGGCUGAGCAUGAACAUGGGUGACCAGUUCCUGCUCAUGUACACGGCUGGCUUCCUGCAGAUACAGGAGAUCAUGGAGAAGGGCACAGAGUUUUUCCUCAAGGUGAGCUCCCCUAGCUGUGACUCCCAGGGCCUGCACGCCGAGGAGGCGCCCUCGUCCGAGCCCCAGAGCCCUGUGGCGCAGACGUCGAGCUGGCCGGCCUGCGGUACCCCGCUGCCCCUGGUGUCUCGAGUCAAGACAGAGCAGCAGGAGUCGGACUCUGUGCAGUGCACGCCUGUGGCCAAGCGGCUGUGGGACAGCGGCCAGAAGGAGGCAGGCGGUAGCAGUGGUAGCAACGGCAGCCGCAAGAUGGCCAAGUUUUCCACGCCAGAUCUGGCCGCCAACCGGGCACCCCAGCAGCCCCCGGUGGUGGCAGCUGCACAGCCCACUGGGGUGGCUGCAGGGGCCGGAGCUGGGCAAUCGACUGGGGGAGCGGCAGCGGUGGCGGCAGCGGCAGCAGCAGGGGCAGUGGUGAGUGGGCCCAGCACGUCGGAGCGGACCAGCCCAGGCACCUCAAGUGCCUACACCAGCGACAGCCCCGGCUCCUACCACAAUGAGGAGGACGAGGAGGAGGACGCGGGCGAGGAGGGCACAGAUGAGCAGUACCGGCAGAUCUGCAAUAUGUACACCAUGUACAGCAUGAUGAACGUCGGCCAGACCGCUGAGAAGGUGGAGGCCCUCCCCGAGCAGGUGGCCCCCGAGUCCCGGAAUCGCAUCCGGGUACGACAGGACCUGGCAUCUCUCCCCGCUGAGCUCAUCAACCAGAUCGGUAACCGCUGCCACCCCAAGCUCUACGACGAGGGCGACCCUUCUGAGAAGCUGGAGCUGGUGACAGGCACCAACGUGUACAUCACAAGAGCGCAGCUCAUGAACUGCCACGUCAGCGCAGGCACGCGGCAUAAGGUCCUGCUGCGGCGCCUCCUGGCCUCCUUCUUUGACCGGAACACACUGGCCAACAGCUGUGGCACCGGCAUCCGCUCUUCCAGUAACAACCCCAGCCGCAAGCCACUGGACAGUCGUGUCCUCCAUGCCGUCAAGUACUACUGCCAGAACUUUGCCCCUAACUUCAAGGAAAGCGAGAUGAACGCCAUCGCAGCCGACAUGUGCACCAAUGCCCGCCGCGUUGUGCGUAAGAGCUGGAUCCCCAAGGUCAAGCCGCUCAUGGCUGAGGGUGACGCCUAUACCACCUUCAUCAGCUACACGGGCAAGAUAGAGCCGGACAUGAUGGGUGUGGAGCACGGCUUCGAGACAGCCAGCCAUGACGGCGAGGCCGGCCCCUCAGCCGAGGAGGCCCUCCAGUAACCCCCACCAGACCCUCCCACGGGGCUGUCACACUCCCCUCCUGUCACACCCACCCACCAUCUUGGUCACGAGCUACUGUCUGUCCUUCCCCAGGACCCGUGGGGGGCGCUGCAUGCUCCCGGCCCUUCUGCCUCCCUUGUCCCACCCCCUGACCCCACUCCGAUAGAUCGGGGAGCGGGCUGGGAGAGGACAGCAGGCAGUGCGAGGUCUGCGUUGCCUUCUCUAGCACACAUGUGCUUAGUCGGGGAGCUCUAGCGCCCCCUCUCCUAACCCUUAGCAGCUGUCUCCCCACUCACCAGGCCAGGCAUAGGGAGGGGCUGGCCUGGGGGGCUUGGGAAGACCCCCCACCUUCCCAGGCCCUGGGCCACCUAGUGGGAGCCUCCCUCAGCCUCCACCUCCACUGCAGCCCCUUGGGACUCAGAGGGGCCCCGGGUUCUCAGGACCCCUCCCGCCAUCACCUCCCAGUGCUUCCACGUUUCCAAAAGCGCCUUCCUGUGUCCCUCGUCUGUCCCUGCGCCUGGGGGCUGGGGCAGGCGAGGCUGUGAGGAUUGCCUGUUUUCCAGCUGAGGAAACUGAGGCUCAGAGAAAUUCCAUGACCGACCUAAGGUGGUGGGCGGUGGCAGGCCCAGCGCCCUUCUCUUCCCCCACCCUGUCCUCAGCCUCUCUUGCCACCACCAGUCCUCUGGGGCCUGAGAGGGGCAGGUCUUGAGUGACAGGGGGCCUUUAGGGGGGAGACCCAGGGUCUCUGAGGAUCGAAGGAGAGGUGUCCCAGGCUUGCAAAAGCGUGUGGGUGUGCAUGUGUGUGUGCGCGCGUGCGUGCGUGUGUAGAAGUUUUGCUUUUAAACAAAUGAAGAUAUAAGAGGCAGUAGGACCAGGGGUGGAACCCAGGGGAGCAGGCUGGGGGGGGGGGCUGCUGCCUUUCCCUCCCUUCCCCACCCCCACCCCGCCCCCCCACGGCAGGGCUCCCAGCCCCCACCCCCUGUACAUACUUUUUAAAACAUUUUUUUAGCUAAUGAAAUAUUGAAGUAUAAGAUUCCUUUUAUUUUUCAAACCAACGGGACCGUGUCUGAUGUCCCCUUCGGUCCCUGGGGGCCGUGGAAGGCAGGACAGGGGUGGGGGUGGGGCCGGGGGCAGGCUGAAUGUGCGCAUGUGUGUGGUGUGUGGGCCUGUGUUUCCGAGGUGGGCACCCUCCCCAGCCCCGCUCUGCCUGGGCUCCAGUGGGUCUGGCCAGCUCCCUUUCACCCCCAAUGCCUCCCCACAGGGCUACAUUGGAAAAGGUGUCCUUGGUUUGGGCCAGUUGGCUGAGCCCAGCUAUUGGCAGGGCCCAGCCCGCUUUCAUUGUUAACAGUUGCAGAAUUUGUCUUUUACCAUUCCUUUCUUUCUACCCUUGCCCAGCUCCAUGAGUGGUCUUGGGGUGUUUUUUGUUUUUUUGUUUUUUUUUAGUUUUACAUAGGUUCUUGUUUUUACUCCCGCCCUGGCCCCCCAACAUACACCAUGUGUCAUUUCCUUGCAGUUUCACAUUUUUGUCUCUAGCCCUUGUUCUCACCACCUCUGUCUCCUCCCCAGUCUGACCAGCCCAUUGCUCCCAGCAGCCUCUCUUCUCCAAAGGCAGGGGGAUUCCAGGAGGUGGGGUGGGGGCCAGCUGGACCCUUGGAAUCUGACUUGGAGGCCUCCCCACCCACCCAGGAGCCCCUGCCAGCCUGCAGGGAGGGGGUCCUUCCUGACAUCUGCUUGUUGCAGGGAUGGGGUAUCAGUCCUGCUGGGGCCCUGGCACUCUGCUUUCCCAGCCAGGUCCCAGCAUCUUAGCCCUCGGGGGGCCCGAGUGUGUGGGGGGAGUCGACACCCCCAGCUAAAGCACAAGCACCUUAGUCGCACCUCCACUGCCCCCACAUCCCAGCCUUGACACCCCACCCCAGCGUAGAUCCCAAAGCACAAUAUCCUGGUCACUUGGCAAGCUGCCGGGCCGACCAAGGCCAAGGGGUGGGCUGGGGCUCCAGCCAGACCCCAAAAGGAAGCAGGAGUCCCCAGGCGCUCCCCUCCUUCCAGGCCUUAGCGGGGGCCAGCUCUCUGGGACCGGGGUCUUCUCCCUCCCCACCCCCUUGUCCUGGGCAGGCCCCUGCCCAGCCCCUCCCCACCUUGUGCUCUGGUGGGGCCCUGUCCCUCCUCCAAGCCCCUGCAGCACUGGGUUGGGUGGUGGAGCCCUCUCGUUUCAGGGAGCCCCAGAGGUUCCCCUGGCUCCCCAGGCUGUUGGUCUGGGGAUGGUGAGGAGGGGGAGAGGGGCUGGGCAGGGGUGCAGGGGAGGAAACUCCUCACCAGGAGAGCCAAAGACAGGGUUGUGCCUUACCCCAGGAGCCACCCCUGCGCCCCUCCCGCCCUGCCCUCCCUGUUUCUGGGUGGCCUGCUGCUUUUCCUUCUUUCCUCCCCCACCCUGCCCAGCCCUGAGCUGCAUGGACCGACCCCCACCCUGGGCAGCCAGGAAGGAACAUGAAUGGAGAAUCACUGACCAACGCAAAAAAAGACUGUGGGGGCCUCCCCCGGCCACCCAUUCACCUGCACCUCUUUCACGCAGGACAGACCACCCGCCCUGUCUGCGUGGAGUGCCAACACCCUCCCUGCCCUGGGCCGAGCCCCCCCUUCCCCGGGCCCGUAAGUGAGAUUGCACAUUAACUACUGUAAGAAGAGGAGCCGCACUGGGAAAUGUGAACCAUGAGAAUAUCAGUGAUACUGAUGAGGAGAAUAAACUAAACGCCUUUGUAACA
Phacochoerus africanus (Common warthog) is the source of this 4456-nucleotide messenger RNA. It is a transcript of the gene NACC1, whose product is annotated as nucleus accumbens associated 1. Gene Ontology annotation, molecular function: RNA polymerase II cis-regulatory region sequence-specific DNA binding; protein binding; DNA-binding transcription factor activity, RNA polymerase II-specific. Lineage: Eukaryota; Metazoa; Chordata; Mammalia; Artiodactyla; Suidae. Gene Ontology annotation, biological process: regulation of transcription by RNA polymerase II. The coding region runs from base 93 to 1697 and encodes 534 amino acids. The record is from RefSeq and is a predicted model, not a curated record. The transcript is spliced from 6 exons.